AAAAAAAAAAAACGAUCACCAACAGACGGUUUCAAGCUCCCCGCGACGGCAGCAGCCCCUGUUUCGGAUCGGCAAUGUUGAGGAUGGAUGUAGCCUGCUAGAAAAAAGACACCGGGGCACAGUGAGAGAGAGAACACUACUGCUGUGUAGCUAUGGAGAUCGUACGUGGUCGCUUUCUUUGACAGGUGUCGGAACCGGACUGAAUAAAAAGUAUCGAAACCAGCUUCAAGGAUGUACGCCAAGGGGAAAGGUGCUGUUGUGCCCUCAGAUAACCAAGCAAGAGAAAAGUUAGCGCUGUACGUAUAUGAGUACCUGCUGCAUGUAGGAGCACAGAAGUCUGCACAGACCUUCUUGUCGGAGAUACGAUGGGAAAAGAAUAUUACGUUAGGGGAGCCUCCUGGAUUCCUGCACUCGUGGUGGUGUGUAUUCUGGGAUUUGUAUUGCGCUGCGCCGGACAGACGGGAGAACUGCGAACACUCCAGCGAGGCCAAGGCCUUCCAUGAUUACAGUGCGGCAGCAGCCCCCAGUCCUGUGAUGGGGAAUAUGCCUCCUAAUGAUGGUAUGCCAGGAGGACCCAUGCCGCCUGGAUUCUUCCAGGUAAUACACCUCUUCAUCCCUCUCUUCUGCUACCUCCCUCGUCCCCCCACUUUACGCAUAGUUAAACUCCCUCUUGUCAUCCCUCCCUCCACUCCUCCAAGCAUCUACACCAUCCAUUACUUUAUUCCAUCUCUUCCUACAUCUCCUCACACUUUUUCACCUCCCUCUCUUUCUCUCCACCUCCAAUGAUCCCACACUCCUCUUCUCUCGCUCUAUAUAUAUAUAUAUAUCACACACACACGGCCAGACAGUGUGAUGGACAGCACUGGCAUUUGGCAGCAGCGACGAUAAGGUGGAGCGGGGAGAGAGAAGGGCCUCAAUGUGUUUGUUUCUGUGGCUACCACUUCAUUGUUAGUCUAGAGAGAGAGAGAGGGAGUGGAAGAGACCUAGAGAGAGAGUGGAAGAGACCUAGAGAGAGAGAGAGAGAG
Messenger RNA from Oncorhynchus gorbuscha (pink salmon), 1025 nucleotides. Its product is annotated as single-stranded DNA-binding protein 3-like. Lineage: Eukaryota; Metazoa; Chordata; Actinopteri; Salmoniformes; Salmonidae. Gene Ontology annotation, molecular function: single-stranded DNA binding; protein binding. Gene Ontology annotation, cellular component: nucleus. The transcript has 5 exons. The record is from RefSeq and is a predicted model, not a curated record. Gene Ontology annotation, biological process: positive regulation of transcription by RNA polymerase II. Bases 232 to 786 code for a protein of 184 amino acids.